Rhineura floridana is the source of this 10966-nucleotide messenger RNA. RefSeq names its product ankyrin repeat domain 17 (gene ANKRD17). NCBI's taxonomy places the organism in Eukaryota, Metazoa, Chordata, Lepidosauria, Squamata, Rhineuridae. Gene Ontology annotation, biological process: innate immune response. Gene Ontology annotation, molecular function: protein binding; RNA binding. Bases 263 to 8143 code for a protein of 2626 amino acids. Gene Ontology annotation, cellular component: cytoplasm. The record is from RefSeq and is a predicted model, not a curated record. The transcript has 34 exons.
GCGCAGAGAGAGAGCCAAAAGCUCCCCGAGUUAGUACUUUUCCGGCCGCGGUAAAGGACGGCUGCGCUUGCGCGAAAGGACGGAGGAGGCUGACGGAAAGCCGGGGAGGGGCGCAUCUGAGGACGGUGGCAGCAAUAGAGAAGCGAGCCGGGUCUGGCCCUGGUGUUGGCCUUCGGGAUCUCGCGAGAGUGCCUCAUCCCCGCGACGGGUCUAGAGGUGACCGGCUCCGUGAGAAGAGACCUCAGCGGUGGCGCGAGCAACCAUGGAGCCGCCGCCUCCUGCCCGGGCGGAGGUGAAGGGCAGCGGAGCUGAAGGGAAUCCCGACGCCUCCCCGUGUCCGCCUACGGCUGAGGGGCUGGCGCGAGUCUGCGACCUCCUCCUCAAGAACGAGUCGCCUCAACAACAGCAGCAGCAGCAGCCGCCGCCGUUGUCGUCGUCACCACCACCGCCGCCACCUCCUCAGCCUCCGCCGCCAAAGCGGAGCUGGACUCGGCGGCGGCGGCGGCAGCCGGGCGUGGAAAGUGGCGGCGGCGGCAACAUCCCCAGCAGUAGUGAAAGCAGCGGCGGGGCCAGCGAAGAAGAGGAAGAGGAGGACGACGAUGAUGAGGAAGAGGAGGAGGAGGACGAUGAGGAGGAAGACGACGAUGAUGAUGACGAUGACGACGAGGAAGAAGAAGAGGAGGAGGAGGAAGUGUCUGAGGUGGAGUCAUUCAUUUUGGAUCAGGAUGACCUGGAAAAUCCAAUGCUGGAGACAGCUUCAAAAUUGCUGCUGUCAAGUACUGCUGAUGGUGCUGAUCUAAGAACAGUAGACCCAGAAACCCAAGCUAGGUUAGAAGCUUUACUGGAAGCUGCAGGAAUAGGUAAAUUAUCCACAGCCGAUGGAAAAGCCUUUGCAGAUCCUGAGGUGCUUCGCAGAUUGACUUCUUCGGUCAGCUGUGCGUUGGAUGAAGCUGCUGCUGCACUCACCAGAAUGAGAGCUGAAAGUACAGCAAAUGCAGGGCAGAUGGACAACCGCAGUUUGGCAGAAGCUUGUUCAGAAGGCGAUGUAAAUGCUGUGCGAAAAUUGCUAAUUGAAGGGCGUAGUGUAAAUGAACACACUGAAGAAGGGGAAAGUCUACUUUGUUUAGCCUGCUCAGCUGGAUAUUAUGAACUUGCUCAGGUUCUCCUAGCAAUGCAUGCAAACGUUGAAGACAGAGGCAUCAAAGGAGACAUAACACCUUUAAUGGCUGCUGCUAAUGGAGGACAUGUCAAAAUUGUCAAGUUGCUGCUAGCUCAUGGUGCUGAUGUUAAUGCACAGUCUUCAACAGGCAACACAGCACUUACGUAUGCUUGUGCUGGAGGCUAUGUAGAUGUUGUGAAGGCCCUGUUGGAGUCGGGUGCUAGUAUUGAGGACCAUAAUGAAAAUGGCCAUACUCCUCUUAUGGAGGCAGGGAGUGCUGGGCAUGUGGAAGUUGCCAGAGUGCUGUUAGAAAAUGGAGCUGGAAUCAAUACGCAUUCUAAUGAAUUUAAGGAGAGUGCACUUACGCUGGCUUGCUAUAAAGGCCACUUAGAAAUGGUGAGAUUUUUGCUGGAAGCAGGAGCAGACCAGGAGCAUAAAACAGAUGAAAUGCAUACUGCAUUAAUGGAGGCAUGCAUGGAUGGACAUGUCGAAGUUGCUAGGUUACUCCUUGAUAGUGGUGCUCAGGUGAACAUGCCUGCUGAUUCCUUUGAAUCUCCAUUAACUUUGGCAGCCUGCGGUGGACAUGUAGAGUUGGCUGCCUUAUUAAUAGAGCGAGGGGCUAACCUGGAAGAGGUGAAUGAUGAAGGUUACACACCGUUGAUGGAAGCAGCCCGAGAAGGUCAUGAGGAGAUGGUAGCAUUACUCCUAGGUCAAGGAGCCAACAUCAAUGCCCAGACAGAAGAGACCCAAGAAACUGCCUUAACUUUAGCGUGUUGUGGAGGCUUUCUGGAAGUGGCUGAUUUUCUUAUCAAAGCAGGAGCUGAUAUAGAACUUGGCUGCUCUACACCUUUAAUGGAAGCUGCUCAAGAGGGUCACUUGGAGCUAGUUAAAUAUUUAUUAGCUGCAGGAGCUAAUGUGCAUGCAACAACAGCAACAGGAGACACAGCACUGACAUAUGCCUGCGAGAAUGGUCAUACAGAUGUAGCAGAUGUGUUGCUUCAAGCAGAUGCUGACCUGGAACAUGAAUCUGAAGGAGGAAGAACUCCAUUAAUGAAAGCUGCGAGAGCAGGUCAUGUCUGUACUGUUCAGUUCUUAAUUAGCAAAGGAGCAAAUGUGAAUAGGACCACAGCUAACAAUGAUCAUACAGUGUUGUCACUUGCUUGUGCUGGAGGCCACCUGGCAGUUGUGGAAUUGCUGUUAGCUCAUGGAGCUGAUCCUACACACAGACUGAAAGAUGGUUCAACCAUGCUAAUAGAAGCUGCUAAGGGUGGUCAUACCAGUGUGGUUUGUUACCUGUUGGACUACCCUAACAAUCUGCUUUCCGCUCCUCCCCCUGAGUCCACCCAGCUGACUCCUCCGUCUCAUGAUUUAAAUAGGGCUCCUCGUGUACCAGUGCAGGCACUUCCCAUGGUUGUCCCAGCCCAGGAGCCUGACAAACCCCCUGCCAAUGUUGCCACAACCCUUCCCGUCAGAAAUAAAGCCACUUCCAAACAAAAGUCCAGCAACCAUUUGCAACCAAACAGCCCAGAUGUACAAGGUUAUGUCGCCAAUCAGUCUCCAGAAAGUAUUGUUGAGGAGGCUCAGGGCAAGCUGACAGAGCUGGAACAGAGAAUAAAGGAGGCCAUAGAAAAGAAUGCACAGCUACAAUCCUUGGAAUUGGCGCAUGCUGACCAGCUCACCAAGGAGAAGAUUGAGGAGCUGAACAAAACCAGAGAGGAACAAAUUCAGAAGAAACAAAAGAUCUUAGAGGAGCUGCAGAAAGUGGAGCGGGAAUUGCAGCUGAAAACACAGCAGCAACUGAAAAAGCAAUACCUGGAGGUUAAAGCUCAGAGAAUUCAACUGCAGCAGCAGCAGCAGCAACAGUCUUGUCAGCACUUGGGACUACUAACUCCUGUUGGGGUAGGAGAGCAGCUCACUGAGGGAGACUAUGCACGAUUGCAACAGGUGGACCCGUACUUGCUCAAAGAUGAUCCCCAGCAAACUGCUGCCCAGAUGGGCUUUGCUCCAAUUCAGCCUCUUGCAAUGCCACAAGCGUUGCCUCUGUCUGCGGGUUCCUUACCUCCAGGGUCUAUUGCAAAUCUUACAGAACUCCAAGGUGUUAUAGUUGGACAGCCAGUACUUGGCCAAGCACAACUUACGGGGCUGGGGCAAGGAAUUCUAACAGACGCACAGCAGGGGUUAAUGGUAGCCAGCCCUGCCCAGACCCUCAAUGACACGUUGGAUGACAUCAUGGCAGCAGUGAGUGGAAGAGCAUCUGCAGUGUCAAACACCUCUACCCACAGCAUUGCAACGUCUGUCUCCCAACCUCAGACACCAGCUCCAAGCCCUAUCAUUUCUCCUUCAGCCAUGCUACCGGUCUACCCUGCCAUAGAUAUUGAUGCACAGACUGAAAGUAACCAUGACACAGCAUUGACUCUUGCAUGUGCUGGUGGACAUGAAGAACUGGUGCAGACACUCCUAGAGAGGGGAGCUAAUAUUGAACACAGGGACAAAAAAGGAUUCACUCCCCUUAUUUUGGCUGCUACAGCUGGUCAUGUCGGUGUUGUUGAGAUCUUAUUGGACAAUGGUGCAGAUAUUGAAGCGCAGUCUGAGAGAACCAAGGACACGCCAUUAUCGUUAGCUUGUUCUGGAGGAAGACAGGAGGUGGUGGAGCUUCUGCUAGCUCGAUGGGCCAAUAAAGAGCACAGAAAUGUUUCUGACUACACACCUCUCAGCUUAGCUGCUUCUGGUGGUUAUGUAAACAUAAUCAAAAUACUGCUGAAUGCUGGUGCAGAGAUCAAUUCAAGAACUGGUAGCAAGCUGGGAAUCUCUCCGUUAAUGUUGGCAGCCAUGAAUGGUCAUACUGCUGCUGUGAAGCUGCUCUUGGACAUGGGUUCUGAUAUUAAUGCACAGAUAGAGACCAAUAGGAAUACUGCCUUGACCCUGGCCUGUUUCCAAGGAAGAACGGAAGUGGUUAGCCUUCUCCUCGAUAGAAAAGCUAAUGUAGAGCAUAGAGCUAAGACCGGCCUGACGCCAUUAAUGGAAGCUGCCUCUGGUGGGUAUGCAGAAGUAGGCAGAGUCCUUCUAGACAAAGGUGCAGACGUAAAUGCUCCACCAGUCCCCUCUUCAAGAGACACAGCUCUAACCAUCGCAGCAGACAAAGGGCACUACAAGUUCUGUGAGCUGCUUAUUAGCAGAGGAGCUCACAUUGAUGUUCGAAACAAGAAAGGAAAUACUCCAUUAUGGCUUGCUGCAAAUGGUGGUCAUUUAGAUGUUGUCCAGUUGCUAGUACAAGCAGGAGCAGAUGUAGAUGCUGCAGAUAACAGAAAGAUAACCCCACUGAUGGCAGCCUUUCGAAAGGGUCAUGUGAAAGUUGUACGCUAUCUGGUAAAAGAAGUAAACCAGUUCCCAUCAGAUUCAGAAUGUAUGAGAUACAUAGCAACAGUUACUGACAAGGAAAUGUUGAAGAAGUGCCACCUCUGUAUAGAAUCCAUUGUUCAAGCCAAAGACAGGCAGGCUGCUGAAGCAAACAAGAAUGCAAGCAUUCUUUUAGAGGAGUUGGAUUUGGAGAAGCUACGGGAAGAAAGUAGAAGGCUGGCUUUAGCUGCUAAAAGAGAGAAAAGAAAGGAGAAGAGAAGAAAGAAAAAGGAAGAGCAAAGGAGGAAGCUGGAAGAAAUUGAGGCAAAAAACAAAGAGAAUUUUGAACUACAAGCUGCUCAAGAAAAGGAAAAGCUAAAAGCUGAAGAUGAGCCAGGGAUCCUAACAGAACCACCCAGUGCUACCACAAGAACCACCAUAGGUAUAUCUGCAACAUGGACAACUUUAGCAAGUUCCCAUGGCAAAAGAAACAAUACUGUCACUACGAGCACCUCUAAAAGGAAAAGCAGGAAAAGCAAAAUCGGCCAAGAUACUGUUCAGAUUAUCUUUGAUGAUCAGCUCCCAAUCUCCUAUUCCCAACCAGAGAAAAUAAAUGGUGAAUCCAAAAGCAGCAGUACCAGUGAAAGUGGUGAUAGCGACAACAUGAGGAUCUCCAGCUGUAGUGAUGAAAGCAGCAAUAGCAACAGCAGUCAUAAGAGUGACAACCAUUUUUCCACAACAGUCACUAGUGUUCAGAGCAAGAAGCAGCCGUCGGUGCUGGUCACUUUCCCAAAAGAAGAUCGAAAAGUAGUUUCUGGAAAAUCUUCAGUCAAAUUGUCAGAAGUUAUUGGUGAAGUAACUGGUAAUUCCUUAUCUACUUGCACAAAAUCUUGCCCAUCACCACUCUCUUCUCCGAAUGGAAAGUUAACCUUAGCUAGCCCUAAACGUGGUCAGAAGAGGGAAGAAGGGUGGAAGGAAGUGGUAAGAAGAUCAAAGAAGGUUUCUGUUCCAUCAACUGUUAUUUCCAGAGUUAUUGGAAGAGGUGGUUGUAACAUCAAUGCUAUCAGAGAGUUUACUGGAGCACACAUAGACAUUGAUAAGCAGAAAGACAAAACAGGGGACAGAAUCAUAACAAUAAGGGGAGGUACAGAAUCAACAAGACAAGCAACACAGCUCAUAAAUGCUCUGAUUAAGGAUCCAGACAAAGAAAUUGAUGAACUAAUUCCAAAGAACCGAUUGAAAAGCUCUGUGGCCUAUCCCAAAACAGGAACAUCAGCACAUGCCACCACUACAACUGCUCACGCUUCUGUAGCUGGGAACAAAGCAACCACUAUAGCAAUCUCAUUGUCAUCUCAAAUGGCCACAGCACUUUCUCUGCCUGCAAUUUCCUCAGCACCAAGUCAUAAAAUGGUCAAGAACCCAGUAAAUAACGUGCGGCCUGGAUUUCCAGUUUCUCUGCCAUUAGCAUAUCCUCCUCCCCAGUUUGCACAUGCUUUGCUUGCUGCUCAGACUUUCCAACAGAUCCGUCCACCGAGGUUACCCAUGACCCACUUUGGAGGAACUUUCCCACCAGCUCAGUCCACCUGGGGUCCUUUCCCUGUUAGGCCUCUGAGCCCUGCAAGAGCUGCUAACUCACCUAAGCCUCACACGGUGCCUCGCCAUAACAAUCAGAACAGCAGUGGUCCUCAGGUGAAUUCAGUGGGUUCUUCAACUUCCAGUCCAACAGCUACCACAAGUUCAGCCGUCACUACUGUGCCUGUUUCUUCUGCAAAUGGCAUUCCCAGCUCACCUUCAGUUCAAAGGCAACUGUUUGUCACCGUGGUUAAGACGUCCAGCACUACUACAACCACAAUUGCAACCACAGCAAGCAACAACAGCACAACGCCAACAAAUGCCACAUAUCCUUUUCCGACUGCCAAAGAGCACUAUCCUGUGUCGUCCACUUCCUCCCCUUCACCACCAGCCCAGCCAACAAGGGUUUCUAGAAGCAGUCCCUCAGAAUGUGUAACAAGUUCUCCAAGUAAAGGGGUGCCUUCCUCUGACCAGGAAGUAAGUAGUCCACCAAUAGCAGAAGGAGCAAACCUGACCAGCAACAGACAGUCAAAUAGUGGCUCUGCUGGAGUUCCCUCAGAGCAUCCUGCUCAGCCACAGUCACUUGGGGCUACCUCCCAAGAAGCAAGGGCACCUCUGCAGCAGCCUCAGGUUCCGUCACAAGAUCCUCGAAUGGUUGUGCCUCCAAACUUAGUAACAGUGAGUCAUGCCCCAGCAGUUGCUCCUGCUAAUGCUCCAGUAAACUAUAUUUUGCCUCAGGCAGCAGUGGGAUCCACUCAGCAACCUCCGCCAGCUAAAAUGGAAAACCCCACUAUCAGGCUACCUUCCCAUGGAGCAAACCCUGCACACAAGAAUUCAGCUCCUGUUCAGAAUUCUUCAGUUGCCGUCCUCAAUAUCAGCCACAUAAAAAGACCUCAUAGUGUUCCUUCUUCAGUGCAACUUCCUUCUACCUUAAGUACACAAAGUGCUUCUCAAAAUUCUGUCCAUCCGGCAAGCAAGUCCAUGGCUACAAAUUUUAGUGCUGCAUUACCGUUUGGGCCCUUCAGCACACUGUUUGAGAACAGUCCUGCCUCUGCUCAUGCCUUCUGGGGUGGAUCUGUCUUGUCAUCUCAGACAACACCAGAAUCCAUUCUGUCUGGAAAGUCUUCAUUUCUCCCAAACUCGGAUCCGUUGCAUCAGUUAGAUACUUCCAAAGCCCCAGGUUUUAGGCCCCCACUUCAAAGACCAGCUCCAAGUCCCUCAGGUAUUGUCAGUAUGGAUUCACCAUAUGGUUCUGUAACACCUCCUUCUACGCAUUUGGGUACCUUUGCCUCAAACCUUUCAAGCACUCAAGUAUAUGCACCAGGAGCAGCCCUUGGAGGAGCACCGGCAGCUGCUAAUUUUAACAGACAGCAUUUUUCUCCACUCAACCUAUUGCCUCCAUGUUCCUCUGCAUCAAAUGAGCCACCUGCUCAGCCAACAUCUGCUGGAGUUAGAGCACCCUCUCCAACCCCUUCAUCUGUUUCCCUUGGGUCAGAAAAGCCCAGCAACGUGUCUCAGGACAGAAAGGUCCCAGUCCCAAUUGGAACAGAGCGUUCUGCACGUAUCAGACAAACUGGAACUUCUACACCCUCUGUUAUAGGGAGCAACUUAGCCACUCCAGUCGGUCACAGUGGUAUAUGGUCUUUUGAAGGGAUAGGAGGAAAUCAAGGUGAUAAAGUAGAUUGGUGUCAUGGUGGAAUGGGAAACCAUAUGAUUCACAGGCCAAUGUCUGAUCCAGGUGUAUUCUCGCAACAUCAAGCAAUGGAGAGAGACAGCACAGGAAUCGUAACUCCUUCUGGCACAUUCCAUCAGCAUGUUCCUGCUGGAUACAUGGACUUCCCUAAAGUUGGGGGCAUGCCUUUCUCAGUGUAUGGGAAUGCAAUGAUUCCUCCUGUCGCACCCAUUGCAGAUGGUACCGGAGGGCCUAUAUUCAAUGGACCUCAUGCUGCUGACCCGUCUUGGAACUCACUUAUAAAGAUGGUUUCAAAUUCCACAGAGAAUAAUGGUCCUCAGACGGUAUGGACUGGAACGUGGACACCCCACAUGAAUAGCGUGCAUAUGAACCAGCUGGGCUGAGAGGCACCACACUGGAUGGCCUGGAGAUGGAGAUUUCCUUUUGGCUUAGAGGAGAAUGCAAAUGGCAGCACCAGUUUUCCUCGUCUCUCAGAUCAUUCUUCUGAAAUGUUGGACUGAUGUAGGCUUUUGCAGAAGAAUGUACUAACUGACCCUUUUCUGUGAACAUUGUGACUGCCCAUUCCCUACCAUCAUAUGGUUCCACUUAGCCUCUCUUAGUUUCAUUUUCUUUCCCCUUUGAUUAUGAUUAAUUUUGGGGACAUAACUUUCUGUUGAAGCUGUUCUUUGGCUGGUUGGUUUUUAGUACUGUAAGCUGCUUCUGGGCAUACAACAGAAAUUUAGCAAAAUUAUGUAAACUUGAUCCUGAAGUUUUAGAAUGGCAAAUAAAUGUACAAUUGUUUACAUAACAAAAAUGGCUACGCAGAAAGUAAAUUUUUUCAGUAUGUCAGGCUCUACUUAAUGUGACAGAUGUACCUACAUAUACAACAGUCUGGAUGUUUCCUUCAUACAUUAAACUAUUAAUAAGCAUAACUUUUUUCUAUUUGUGUAAUUUUAAAUACAGCAUAAAAUGGGCAUUAUUUGUGGGAUCCCCCUCAGUUUUAUAUUAUGGAAUUUGACAUCUAUUCAUUAUUGUUUACUUUUUAACAGAAAUAUGAUAAAAUAGUUCCCCUGCUCCUUUACAAACAUUGAGCAAUACAAAACACACACAGACACCUCAUCUCCACACAAUUUACUCACAUUCUAGGCUAAUUUUUUUCAAUAGCAUCAAAUAAACUUCGCUGUUCUUUCACGUGAUGUUGCAGCUCUGCAAAGAUCUUGCUGACUGAGCGUCUAACAAAGGUGGGUUAAUAAAUCCUGACAAAUUUUGUCUUACAGUGGGUUUGAGCAAAGUCCUCCAUUGCUUUCGUUUGUCAUACAUAGUUGUUGUCAUAUGUCCUUUUACAGUUAACUCCCCCUGAUGGGGCAGGUUCACAGUUUGAGGGUACUUCUUGAUCUAAUGCUGUCGUUCAAGGCCUCAGUGUCCCACACCACCUUUUAUUUACCAGCUUCAGUUGGUUCAUCAGUUACAGUAAUAGACUGGCCACAGUAAUCCUUGCUUUGAUAACUAUCAGGAUGGAUUGCUAUAAUACGUUGUGUGUGGGGCUGCUACUGAAAACUGCAGAAGCUUCAAUUAAUACAGAAUUUGACUGUUAGAAUUCUGGCUGGUUUAUCUAAAUGGGGUCACAUCAGUUGUGAAAGAACAAUAUAGCCUGCCUGUUUGUUACCAAGCCCAAGGUGCUGUUUGCUUACCUACAGAGCCGUAAACUGCUUGGAGCCCAAAUUUCAGGAGGAGCAUCUCCUCCCAUGUCAACUUGCCUGUAUAUUCAGACUGUCAAAGGAGGCCCCUCACUGUGUUCCAUCUUUAGGAGAAGUACACUAUUCUCCUGCAAGGAUGGUGCAAAUGGCACCAACUUAGUAUUCUUUCUGGCAGCAGGUUCAAACAAUUUUAUUUGCCCAGGCAUUUCAAAAUUGUAUAUUCAGCUGGUUGAAUCGUUUCACGCUCUAUUUUAAUGUUUUAUCUUUUAAUAUUGCACUGUGAAUUCUUACGCAUACUGCCCUAAUUUGGAUGACAGUGCAUUUUAUUAAUUCUUUAAAUAAUACAGUGAACAGGUUUGUAUUAACAACUUGUGUGGUAGCCCUAAGCAACCAGGAAUUCCAUGCAGGUGAGUGAGUGGGCUAGCAGAAGAGGGACAGCAUUCUGCCUGUCUGCUUGGUUUCUGUGCUAGCCAUGAAGGAAGUAAGGCCCCUUUCUUCACAACCAGCAUGGCAGCUAAGCAAGCUGACAGAGGAGGAAUAAUUGUUGUGCCUCUUUGCUGCCAGUCCACUUGAUGGAAGGGUGUGUUUUUUUGUUUUUGUUUUUAAUUUAGCCUACUAUGACUGCGUUUCUAUGCUGGCUGCAGAGGAGGGGCCUUUCCUUUGUCUGCAGCCAGCAUGGAAAUGAAGGCUAUUGGCUUCUUAGGCUAGUGAAAAACUCUGAAGGCUAGCAACUUUUGCAAACUGAGUGAACAUGUUCAGCAUCAUCUGCUGAUAGAACAUCACUAUCAGCAGUGUCCCAAAUUAAAGCACUAUUCAGAAGACAUUGGAGUAUUAUGCCAAUAAUUUACUCCCAAAUGAUACUGCUUCAUUGUGAAAUGAAACUGCUUAGUUGUAUUGAUUCGCAAGUUUCCAAUUCACGAUGAAUAAUAUGGCCAUCUUUGGUUAUUUGCAUCACCUUGAAAGCUGGAUGGAAUGAAAACAUCAGCAUUCUAAUUAGGAAAGAAGCUGUUUAGUUCUAGAGCAGAUUUUAGAAGUGCCUGCAUCAGCUGGUGACACCUAAUUAUCUUUACUGAAGACCCUACUUGUAACUGAUAUGUUUGUGAAUGUGUGAUGUGUAUUUUAAAAUUUAUAUACUUGCCUAUUAAUCAUGUUUAGUAUUGCAUGUUAGGAUACAAACAGUCCAUUGUCUCUUUCCUUUGCUAGUUUGAAAAAGUGAACAAAGUUUGUUUUAAUGUUACACUAGCACUCAAGUUAGCCCUAUCUCAUAUGGAGUUAGUAGCUCAAAAAAAGACUUGGUUGAAUGAAAAUCUCAGAUUACCUAGACCAGCUCAAUUUAUCUUCUCAGCUACAAAACUGCAGCAGUAAAAUGCUUUCAUAUGUAAAGCCAGCAAGAAAAAAUGUUUUUCCAAAGAACCCUGCAGCCUUCUGAAUGCAAAGUCAAAGAUGUUGAGAGGCUUGUGAAUAAAUACCAGUUCAUCUGUGUACAUGCCCUCUGUUGGUGCUCUUAAAAUAAAAAUAACCUUUCCAUUG